AUGUUUGGACUUUUCAUCAUUGAUCGCGACUCGCGAGCACUCGCGAGCAGUAGCCAGUAGCGCAAGUGUUUAUUAGAAAAGUAAUCAAGAGAAAUAGAAUUUGAAUCAGGUGGAGAUUUAAAAUGAUAGAUUUACGCGAUGAUAGUGCGAAAAAUGUAACGAGUAGUUCGAAAUAUGGUAAUCUAAAUAUACCACUUACAUCUCAACAAGGAUUACAACCACUCAGUCCUUAUUUAAACUUUGACCCUGCAUACCUCCCACCGAGUCAACCAGAAUACAUAUUUCCGGAGGGUGCUACGAAACAGAGAGGUCGGUUCGAAUUAGCUUUUAGUCAGAUCGGUGCAGCAUGCAUAGCAGGAGCUGGUAUCGGCGGUGCGACAGGCUUUUACAGGGGCAUCAAAGCAACAUCGUUAGCAGGUCAAACUGGCAAGCUUAGGAGAACUCAACUAAUUAACCAUGUCAUGAAAAGUGGCUCGUCGUUAGCAAACACAUUUGGAAUAGUAUCCGUGAUGUACAGUGGUUUCGGUGUACUUUUGUCUUGGGCAAGAGGUACAGAUGACUCUUUAAAUACCUUAGCAGCAGCAACAGCAACAGGAAUGCUGUUUAAAUCCACAACUGGCUUGAGGAAAUGCGCAUUAGGCGGUUGCAUCGGACUAGGAGUCGCAUCUCUAUAUUGUAUAUGGAGUAAUCGAGAAUUUCUAACGGAGUUUAGGAAUCGCAGCAGCAAUCCAGCGUAAGAUUAUCGAAGCGAGAUCUCAACGGAUACCAAACCACUAGACAUUCGCAACGAAUUCUACUUGUAUUAUACAUAGGAGACCUCCUUGGACGAUACUAUAGAAUAAACAAUUUAUCGAAAUAUGCAUAGCUAGUUUGUAAUAUAAAUAAAGAAAAUUUUGCGCAACAA
Molecule: messenger RNA, 904 nt
Organism: Hylaeus volcanicus
Lineage: Eukaryota; Metazoa; Arthropoda; Insecta; Hymenoptera; Colletidae
Gene: Tim23
Product: mitochondrial import inner membrane translocase subunit Tim23
Exons: 5
Coding region: 123-737 (204 amino acids)
Biological process (GO): protein import into mitochondrial matrix
Cellular component (GO): TIM23 mitochondrial import inner membrane translocase complex; mitochondrial inner membrane
Molecular function (GO): transmembrane protein transporter activity
Source: RefSeq, a predicted model, not a curated record